AUGUCAAAUCCUGUCGCCGGUCCAUCUAUUCCAUCUCACCAAAUGACUUCGUCGAACAAUAAACCUAAUAACGACCAAUCAGACUCAGACGAUGACUUUAUGCCCGAACUUCCACCCGAAUUUAAGGCUUUAGAUAAACCGAUUGGACCGAUUGGACCCAGUCUACCACCGGGAUUUGAUAGGUCUUCUCAAAAUACCAAGCAUGAUGAAGAUAGCGAGGAAGAUGACGGGGUCACAGGUCCUAUGCCAUUACCAUCAUAUCUUAUACAACAUAAUGACGAAACAGAAGGAGUUCGUGCACUUCGAGAACGCGAAGAAAGACAAGCUGAAAAGGAUCGGAUAGAAAGGGAAAGCAAGGUUUUGAAACGUGAAGAAUGGAUGCUUGUACCACCUAAGGAGUUAGACCUCCCUGCUUCCAUCGAUCCCACAAAAAUCAAAUCUCGAGGGUUCAAGCAAACUUCUAAACCGCAUUCAGGUACAGUUGAAAGACAGGGUGGUACUGGUUCUUUAUGGACUGAAACACCUGUGGAGAGGACCCAACGGUUAGAGGAUGAAGCAAUGGGAAAACUAGAAGGGCAGAAGACGUCGCCAAAGAAAUCUAUCAGAUCUUCAUCUUUAUUGGAUUUACAUAACAAAGCUUCUUCUAACAUUUCAAAAUCAAAAUCAAAAGCCGAAAAAGAGAAAGAUAAAAAAGAAGCUGUAGUCUGGGAUCACGAUUCGAUGAUGGGUUUGGGUGGAAAAUUGAUGGGUGAGAAACAAAAAGCCGAUAUGAUUAGAGAUGCUAAAGGACUCGGUGGUAGAUUUGGUGGUGGUAGUUUUUUGUAA
Melampsora larici-populina 98AG31 is the source of this 825-nucleotide messenger RNA. RefSeq lists its product as uncharacterized. The transcript has 3 exons. The coding region runs from base 1 to 825 and encodes 274 amino acids. The record is from RefSeq and is a predicted model, not a curated record. NCBI's taxonomy places the organism in Eukaryota, Fungi, Basidiomycota, Pucciniomycetes, Pucciniales, Melampsoraceae.